GAGAAGUUUACACUUAAGCAGGAUCAAGGAAACAGAGGUGGACAUUCAUGAUCUGGGAAGGGGAACUGACCGACAUUUAAGACAAACCAUGUGAGGGACGUUUACUUCAGAGGCCAAUGGCAGUGGCACUGUGAUAAAAGAGAUGGCUGGGAAGCACUUUCCACUCUCUGAUCUACUCCUGAUUUUCUUUAUGCACAGGAGCCAUGGAAAGGAUCAUCUGAUGGAAAAGUGAACUGGCAGUAGUUGAGAGAUUUCUGAGAUAAUUGGAUGAGCCUGUUUAAACAUUUUCUACUGAACAGCAGCACUGUCUCAGUGACCCUGUGCCUGAAGAGGAGGUCACCAUGAUCUCCACAGCUGUCCGCUGGCUCUUCCUGGUGUCUUUUAUCAUCCUGACCAUUGGUGGGAACGUGCUGGUAUGUUUGGCUGUAGGGCUCAGCCGUCGACUUUGGCGCAUUGCUAACUGCUUCGUGGUGUCAUUGGCAGUGACAGAUCUCCUGCUAGGUCUGCUGGUGCUGCCCUUGUCUGCCACUGUGGAGCUGCGCAGAGGGAAAUGGCCCCUCGGAGGAGCCCUGUGUAACAUCUACAUAUCACUGGAUGUCCUACUGUGUACAUCCUCCAUCCUGACCCUGUUGGCCAUCAGCGUGGACCGGUAUCUAGCCAUUUCAGCUCCCCUUAGCUACUCCCGGAGAGUUACCCGUCUAAGGGUCACACUGGCCAUGAUCGCCAUCUGGAUCUUGUCACUGGCUGUGUCCUUUGUGCCCAUCCACCUGGGCUGGAACACAGCAGACUACAGAGUGCAACACUUGGACUGGGGCAUGGGGGAUGAGGACAAGGAGGGACGCUACUGCCAGUUUGAAUGGAAUAACAACUAUGUUCUUAUUUAUGCCUUUAGCUCAUUUUACCUGCCUCUGCUGCUUAUGUGUGGAAUGUAUCUUUGCAUAUUCAGAGUGGCACGAGAACAGGUUCGCCGUAUCCGUGCUGCAACUCCAUCAUUUGCACGCACAGCAUCAACUGCAGCCAUAGCCCGAGAGCACAAAGCUACAGUGACCCUGGCAGCUGUUCUGGGGGCCUUUGUCAUAUGCUGGUUUCCUUAUUUCACCUUCUUCACCUGCAUGGGCAUAAAGGAAAAGACAAACCCCCCUAAUACACUUCACUCUGUGGUCCUGUGGCUGGGCUAUUUUAACUCAGCUCUUAACCCCAUCUUGUACCCAGCCUUCAACAGGGAUUUCCGCAGGGCCUAUGCAGAGCUGCUUCGCUGCAGAGGACUGUCUCACAGAAAGCUGCAGCUUACUCGUGUUUCUGUGCAGAAACGAUUGACCUUUACUAACGGACAAAGGGUUCCCCAACAGUCUGAGAAACACACAGUUAAGAAAGAAACUGAGGGGAAGAGCCUCACCCUACAUGAGAGAAAUGGUAUCCCCAAUGAACCAAGCUGAAAUGCCAUGGCUCUGUUAUUCCAUUGCUGGAAAUGUAGACUGUCAGCAAAAAGUUUUCAAAUACAAUCUUGCUCCACAACUCACAGUGCCAGAUUAGCUAACCAUUUACAGUAUCAGUUAGAUGUUUAGUGUAUAGUGGCACAGAUGAUACCGUUUAUGUACAACUCAAAGCACAACAUCAUGAAUUUGUUUUGGUGGUGUACUGGAUACAAAAGUAGUGCCAGUGUUUUUUUGAUUACAUCAAAAUGUACUUCAAUGAAAUUCAUCAUACUGAAAUGUCUUAAUUGAAGAUGUGCCCUUCCAGUGGAGAAAACAUGAUAAAAUGCUCUCCAGAGUGCCCUUCCAUUAGACAAAAUGUCCUAACGCUGACUCAGCUGUUUGACCAGAAAUGCGUCACAACUUUCUGCACGCUGGUGCCCUUUUUAGUUUUUUUCGCCCCUGCCCCUCAAAUAGCCUGAGUCUGCCACUGACAGCAAUGUAAUUCAAAAUAAAGAGUUGGCAGAGCAGAGGUAACUGGAACGAAUGGAUGACUCAAUAAGUUUCCCAGCAAGCUGCAUGGAGACACAGGUGGUUAAAGGUUUGCAAACUGUUUAUUUUCUCUUCCCUCAACACUGCCAAUGAGAGUAAAUAAGUGAUCAGCAAGCUGAUUUGAUAUGUAUAAUAUGUGUAUGUUUGACUUCACCUGAGCAGGGUGGCUUACUGGAAGUUUGAACUCCAAUUGGACAAGACAUUCAGACAAAAUACUUCAAAAAUGUCUUUUAAUUAUUUAUGCAUUCCUGCAACACCAUUUAACUGGAGUUAUGAUUAAUGCAUGACUGAAGUUAAUGAUUUCUAGUGCCCCCAACAAGUCAGACUUCCAGACUUUUUUAAGACUUCUACUUCACACACACUGCAUCACAAUAACUAUUAUUAUACUAUGAAAUCUACAUCCUUGAAAUCAUCAUUAUGUAUGGAUCAUAUUAUGGAUUAUGGAUUAUUCUCAUGUGUAGACAUCAACAGUUGAAAUAAUUUGACACUACAACCCAUUGACACUCUGCUCAGUGGUAUAAGAACAGAAUGAGUAUACAGGAUGAGGGGGGGUAUACUGAAAGAUUUGGUACCAAGAAAUAUUCGAUUGCUUUUACUUGAAUAUCAGUUUAUUAAUAAAAUAAUUUAAAUUAUUUUUUUGUAUUUAACAUAUUUAUUUUAGUAUUUUUGUCCCUUACAUUUAUUUUUUUUAUUAAGUACUAUCUAAACCCAUCUAAUCAAAUACAUUUUUGCAUAGGUUAUCAAUGUAUUGUAGAUACCACUGUAAAAUAAGUGCUUUAUUUGGUCAGCGGUAAUAUGCCAUUUUUAAAGCAUAGUCGGUAACGAGACAAGGCAAGCUGAGUGUGAUUGUAAUGGAAGUUCAAUGUGAGUCUUGGUACUGUCGAUGGUAGCUGAAGCCAGCUCAUGCAGUAGGCUGCAGCAGGGAAAGAGAUCGAAAUCCCUAUUGAGAUGAAUUGAUGACUUGCCUCAACCUUGUGAAGACAUUGGAUUCUCAAGUAUAAGGUCUGAAAGUGGAAGCGAUCCAGCCAGCACCAGCAGAGUUCUGUCUGAAAUACUAUGAAGUAAUAAAAAUUAUUAACUCUAAUUCAGGUCAGGUGGCAGAGAAGUAAAAAGUGAGAAUGGAAGUGCAGGGCCAUUUAUUUAGCAUUAAAUGCAACUGAGUCCUCCUGAACUGAGGAGGAUGUAUACUGUUCCCAGUGACAUUCAGUACAUUUGGUGGUAAAAAUUUACCACCAAGAUAAAAAUAAAUUCCUCAUGCAUCUAUAGGUUCUCACUCAAUAUCAGUCCUACUGACUACUGCCAAUGCUGAACAUGCAGCUUGCUGUUUUAACUGUUCAACAAUAGAUGGAGCAUGUGAAAUAGGGAAAUGUCUUAGAUUCAUCCAGAAGUUUAUGGAGCUUUUAACACCUGUCUUCUGUACAAUGAAUGAGAGAUGCAAGUUUGCAAUUCGACUUUUGAAAGGAUGUUUUUUGUUUGUAUGUAUCUGUGAUGGUGAAUUAUACAGAAUGUUUAAUAUGAAAAUGUCAUUACUUGGUAGCCAAAAAAAUAACAAUUCUUAAUCUUAAAAAUAUCAUAUAUCAGAGAUAUGUUAUUAUGCAUAACUAAUGCAAAAAGGAGGUUAUAUAGGUAUUGAGAAUACAAAUAUAUGUGACAUAAUGAAUUAGUUCUGGUUUGAAACGCAUUCAUAAUGGAAAGUUCCAUUCCAUUCAUGGAACAGACUCAACCCAUUUAAAUCUUAUCAGCAUGGGUUCUGUGCAUCUGUAAAUGUUUGAUGAUAAAUAGUGUGCUGCAACUGAACCUGGACUGAAAAGAAUUAAGAGAAAAAGGAAUAAUCCAGAAAAUAAAAGGAUCCACCACUGAUGAUCACCAUCCCAAGAUAGUAAGGCCACAUGAUAGAAGUCUUUCGUUGUUGGACAUAAUGGGACCAAAUCUGUGCCUUUUAAUCAUGUUAAAAGUGAGUUAAGGGCCGACAGGUCCAUAAUGGUUCCAGGCAGCGUGCGUCAUCAUGUGUUUUAUGAAAAUGUAUCGCUCGCUCAGAAGUGUGCUAAUCCAAUAUUGUGCUCGUCUCAUUGCUUAUGAGGCCUGUUGACCAUGCUACCUACCGUGACCUGAUGUUAAAUCUCUCAUUGUCAUUGUGGUUAUCUGUUUACUCAUACGUUGUCAUUUCCUAUGAUAAAUCUCUAUAGCGCAAAUAAAAUCCCACGUACAAUAGAGCAGCAUUUAUCUCAGCGUACCUUGUUGUAUGACUAUUGUUUUGGUGUGUGUCUGAGUGUGAACAAUUAUUUAUUUGUGUUAAUAGAGCACAGA
Molecule: messenger RNA, 4271 nt
Organism: Morone saxatilis (striped sea-bass)
Lineage: Eukaryota; Metazoa; Chordata; Actinopteri; Moronidae
Gene: hrh2b
Product: histamine receptor H2b
Exons: 3
Coding region: 342-1436 (364 amino acids)
Biological process (GO): adenylate cyclase-activating adrenergic receptor signaling pathway
Cellular component (GO): membrane
Molecular function (GO): G protein-coupled receptor activity
Source: RefSeq, a predicted model, not a curated record